CCGGCCCACAGACAUCCGUCAGCCCAUCUAAUCAACGAACGACUUUGAUCUCGCCACGUGCACAUUAGUACAUGAUCCAGAGAUGCUAAUCGUGCAGAAGACCAUCUUUGAUCCUUUCUUUAAACUAAAGCAAAAACUAAGCAAAAAAAUCCACACAAACCCUCACUGCUUAGAUCUCGCCGUGAUCACCUUCCGUACAACACUCGCCGGAAUCGGUCGAUCGGAGAUCAUACAGACGCCGAACAAGGACUUCUGGAUGCCAAAAGCUCCAGGAAAUUCAAAUGAUAGUGAUAUAGCUCACAAUAACCCUCCUAGAAGCGACCUCAAUAGUUCUCAACAAUGGUUCAUGGAAGGUGCUGAAGCAGAAUUAUUUCCCAACAAGAAGCAGGCAGUUGAAGUUCCACACCCCAAUUCAUACACUGCACUUUUAAACUCAAACAUUUCUUCUUGGGGAAAUUCUUCUAGUUUCCACUCCCAAUUCACAGAAAGGCUGUUUGAUGAUGAAACAUCAAGUAUCAGUUACAGUGGGAUUAGAAAAGUCAAAGUCAACCAAGUCAAGGAAUCCGAGGGUUUUGUAUCUGUUUCUUUGGGACAUACCUAUUCCACAGGAGAUAAUAUUAAUAAUACCAUCAAUGAUCAUGCUUAUAGCAAGGCUGAUGAUGAGUCCAUAACAAUGGGGCUCUCUUUUGAUAGAGGAAAUGACAGCAUGAUAUCAAUGGCAGACACUUUCAACAGGGGGGACAACAGUUUUAUGUCAAUGGGUGAGCCUUAUAGUUGUCCAUCUGCCAGCAAGGAUAAUAGCAAUAUUACAACAAUGACUCAAUCUUUCAUCAAAGAGGAUGAUAAUAACAUAGCUAUGGUUGCCUUCAAUGAACAUAGUAAUGCUUUAUUGAUGGAUCAGGUUUUCAACAAGGAUGACACAAUGAGCAAAACUGAUAGCAGUGGUUUAUCAAUGAGACACUCUUUUAGCAAAGUUGAAAACAAUAUCAUCUCUUUUGGUGGCUUAAGUGAUGAUGCUGAUAACAUGAAUUCUUCCGGAAGGCUUGUAUGCAAUUAUGACUUUUUAAUGGGACAGCCUUCAGUUCAAAGAUUAGAAGAACAUGGUUUUUCUGAAUCUACAAGUGAUGCACUUGUUAGUGGUGUACAAGUAGAUACUAUUUUAAGGAAAAAAGAUCAAAAAGGAAAUAAAAAGGCACCUCCUAAUAAUUUCCCUUCAAAUGUCAGAAGUCUUUUAUCGACCGGUAUGCUAGAUGGGGUUGCUGUGAAGUACAUUGCAUGGUCAAGAGAGAAGGAGCUUCGUGGUGUUAUCAAAGGUGCUGCCUAUCUUUGUGGUUGUCAAUCGUGUACUUUCUCCAAGGCUAUUAAUGCUUAUGAGUUUGAACGCCAUGCUGGAUGCAAAACAAAGCACCCAAAUAAUCAUAUUUAUUUUGAGAAUGGAAAGACAAUAUAUGGGGUUGUUCAAGAGCUGAGAAACACGCCUCAGAGUGUGUUAUUUGAUGUUAUUCAGACAAUAACCGGAUCCCCAAUCAAUCAAAAAUCUUUUCGACUUUGGAAAGAAUCAUUCCUGGCUGCUACACGUGAGCUUCAGCGGAUAUAUGGGAAGGAAGAAGGAAAGAUUGUAUCAUAGAUCUGAUUUUAGUAAGGGGUGGAGUGGAGAAUGGAGUUAGAAAUUUACAAGUUUUUCCAAUAUGAUUGUUGGUAAGUUUCUUGUGGCCGAUGUAAAUUCCUUUUGUUAAAAUUGUGUGUUUUUGUAUAACAAUGAUGAAGUCAGCUCAGUUAACCUUAAAAAAACACCCCCCUCGUUUUCAAAAUCGUUAUAAAAAUUGAAAUUUACCCAUUAGGCACUCAAAACUUUGACAUUUGUGCUUUCCUCAUAGGCAAUGCACCAAUAAAAACUUUAGCUAGAA
Messenger RNA from Lactuca sativa (garden lettuce), 1907 nucleotides. RefSeq lists its product as uncharacterized. Gene Ontology annotation, molecular function: chromatin binding; RNA polymerase II transcription regulatory region sequence-specific DNA binding; histone binding. Lineage: Eukaryota; Viridiplantae; Streptophyta; Magnoliopsida; Asterales; Asteraceae. Gene Ontology annotation, biological process: positive regulation of transcription by RNA polymerase II. Gene Ontology annotation, cellular component: nucleus. The record is from RefSeq and is a predicted model, not a curated record.